UGCACCGGAGGCGUUUCUCAUUUAAACGCGAAGGAGUAUUGGCAACGGAGAGCAGAGACACUCCCUCGCCUCGCCUCGCUUCGCUUCCCACCUCCCACGACCUCCACACGACCACGCCUCCUCCCAAACAAACUCGAAUCUCCCCACGAGGAAGGCAAAGGGAAGGGAGGCGUAGACAGACUGGCAGAGGGGAGGAGCAUCAUCAGGGGUAAAGCGAGGCAUGGACGCCGCCGGCGGCGAGCCGCGGAAGAAGAAGAAGGCGGCGGCGGCGGCGAAGCGGCGGGGAGUGGACGCGCGCGGGCGCGGGCGAGACCUGUCCCCGGCGGCGCCGCCAGUGGGCGCCGGGGGCAGGGACGCGGCGCUCGCGGAGUGCGCGGCGGCGUGCUGCGUGCUGUGCGCGUGCCUGCCCGUGGCGGCGCUCUGCUGCGUGGCGCGCGCGCCGCUCCGGGUCGUGCGGCGGUGCUGCCGGUGGAGGAGGCAGAGGCCGCCGCGGCGGCUCGCGCCCGGUGGUUCCUCGUCGUUCUCCGACGCCGAGCUCGGUGACUUCCGGCCAGGCCGGUCCAGGCGCGCAAUGGCGGACCAGGAGUUCCGGCCACGGGGGAGGUCGGGGUCUCCAAGUGGCAGCCGCCAAUCCCCGCCACCGCAGAAGCAACAACCACCCCCUCAUGAUCGGAGAAGAUAGUGCAAGUUAGUUAGCGAUUUUUUCCCCCAUCAUUUCUCACCAAUUUUUGCUGCAACUAUCACCAGAGCGUCCGCCAAGUAGGAUCGAUCUGUCAUGCCUCUCUUCCCUAUUCUCAUCUUUGGUUAGUGGCUAGCUCAUGAUUAGAAGCAAGAUAAAAAUAAUAUUUUGCCAAGGAAGAGGGCCACCCAGUGUAUCACACCAAAUCAAUCAGACCAAGCCAGGUUGCUGCUCAAUGCACAUCCCUUUGUCAUCGUUUUCCUCUGCUUCCAGAUGGUUUGAUCGUUGCACACACACACGCGUACGAGUAGCUAGCUGCAUUAUCGGCUGCUUCUCCCACCAUAACCGCCCCCACUAAAUUUGGGCGUAACUGUUCCCAAAGAACAGUGGAAUCACUGUAUUUUUCUGUGACUUAUUACAGGCUGGAAAACAUCAAAACAGUGGAUUAAACUGCUUACCGUUCAGAUUAAUCCGUUGCUGGUCAAACAUACGUGCUCUUUUGGGAGUUGCGAAUGGGGGGCAGAGAGGAUAAACAAUGGAAUAGUUUCCUACCGCCGCCCCCACCUGAAUGGCCGCGUGUGGAUGUUCUGUGUAGCAAAGGGAAAAAAACAGAGGGCCGAAAGAUGCUCCCCUUUCUCCAUGGAUCAUUCAUUAUCAAGAGGAAUAUGUCUUAGACUCUUACGGGAUAUGGUUCGAGUUUGCAAGGUUUGAGCGUUUUUAACGUUUAUUAUUCCCUUCGCAGCAUUUCUGAACUUUAGAAUGUCCUAAGAGAAAUGCUCGAACCCGGAAUAUGAUGGCAACGGAGGGUAGACA
This is a messenger RNA of Oryza brachyantha (malo sina), 1492 nucleotides long. RefSeq lists its product as uncharacterized. Lineage: Eukaryota; Viridiplantae; Streptophyta; Magnoliopsida; Poales; Poaceae. Bases 221 to 682 code for a protein of 153 amino acids. The transcript has a single exon. The record is from RefSeq and is a predicted model, not a curated record.